Molecule: messenger RNA, 4384 nt
Organism: Scaptodrosophila lebanonensis
Lineage: Eukaryota; Metazoa; Arthropoda; Insecta; Diptera; Drosophilidae
Gene: sktl
Product: phosphatidylinositol 4-phosphate 5-kinase type-1 alpha
Exons: 2
Coding region: 825-3326 (833 amino acids)
Biological process (GO): phosphatidylinositol metabolic process
Molecular function (GO): phosphatidylinositol kinase activity
Source: RefSeq, a predicted model, not a curated record
UUGAGUUGCUCUCGCGCUGUGUUCAUAAAAAAGAAAAGGAAUUAAUUUUCACUUUGUUUUUAACUUCCUUUACAAAGCGGCAACAAAUUCAAGUGACAAAAUUUACAAACAAAUUUGGUUUUGUUUUGUCGGUGCGCGUGUGGAAAAACAUUUGGAGCAACAAAAUGCGCUGGCCGCUGCUGCUGCUCUGGGAAACAUAAAAAGUGCGGCCUGUGUGCCGCUGCUGUCGACGACGACGACGUCAUCACAACCUACACAUACAUACGCACACAACGAAUCACAGUAUAGAGAGACAGAGGCUCAUUGAAAUUGCCGUUCAUCAAAAAUUUAAAUUAUGAAAGCAAUUUAUCAACUGGAAUUCGAACUCUGACGCCACAGCAACUACAAAGAACGACAAACUGAACUGGCUAGCUGUGCAAUUACAAAAUAUGCGGGAAAAUAAACGCUAAUCGAUCGUGCUUUUAAAUAUACAAAUACAUAUAUACAUAGAAAAAUAGACAAACGAGAAGCCGCGCACAUAAAUUUGUGCACAUAAAAACAUUGUUAAAAUAUUGCCUAGUUUUGCAAAGAGAAAUUACGCACUGUAUUUUAAUAGGCUGCUCCGCACAGACAUUACUGGAUUCAGCAACAACAACAAUUAAAGGGCGAAGACGACAGCAGCAACAACUUGUUGCACGCAGUAUUCACAACAUUCAUACACAUAAUAAACAUAGAUACACACACACACAAGUAUAAAGAGAUUUACCCUGUGCGCUGUGUUCUGACCUUUGGCGAUUUUCCUCGAGCAUUUUGUCACGAAAAUAUCCACACAUCGCUACCCUAAAAUGGACACACGCAUUGAGUUGCAAUUGAAGCCUAUUGGUGUACAGGGAAAGGAUCAACAGGAGCACCGGGAUGAACAAGAGCAACAGGAAGAAGAAGAGGAGCAGCCACUGCCCACGAAACUCAAUGAAGCAUCAACAACGACGGCAAUCAUUGUAAAACCCCCAGAUAUUCAAUUACCCACAAGUAGUUCACAUAAUUCUAUCAACGAUUUUAUGGUUGUUCCACAUUCACCGAUAAUACCGCCAUCACCUGCCGCGCCUUCAACUCCCACAUCGAACGUUCAACCGAGCACUUCGAGAAAGCUAUUCCAUGAUGCAGCUAGUCAACAUGGUGGCUUUGAGAGCUCUGCCUUACUUAAUCAGGAGCUGUGGAGUAUUGCAGCUUCUCAAUUACCGCAACCAAAGGUGCGUAGCGCCAGCUCCACACUGGAUGCGGCGGUCUCACGCAAUCCGUCGACUACUGGUGGCCGACAUGAAAAAAAGAUUGGUCAUCGGCGCGUUGCCGAGGGUGGAGAGGUCACCUAUAAGAAGAUCCAGUCAAAGCAGAUCAUGGGAUCCAUUCAAUUGGGCAUUCAGCACACAGUCGGGAGCUUGGCAAGCAAGCCAAAACGAGAUCUUCUUAUGAAGGACUUUUGGGAAAUGGAGUCAAUCUCAUUUCCACCUGACGGAUCAUCACUGACGCCAGCCCAUCACUACAGCGACUUUAGAUUUAAAGUUUAUGCACCCAUUGCCUUCCGCUACUUCAGAGAUCUCUUUGGCAUAGCACCCGAUGACUUUCUAAUGUCCAUGUGUGCGUCCCCAUUGCGUGAGCUUUCAAAUCCGGGAGCUUCAGGCUCUAUAUUUUAUCUGACCGAUGAUGAUGAGUUUAUCAUUAAGACAGUACAGAAAAAGGAAUGCGAGUUUUUGCAAAAACUUUUGCCCGGCUACUACAUGAAUUUGUCACAAAACCCACGCACAUUAUUGCCAAAGUUCUUUGGACUCUACUGCUUCCAUUACAAUUCCAAAAACGUGCGUCUGGUCGCGAUGAACAAUCUACUGCCCUCGGACAUUAAAAUGCAUGCAAAGUACGAUCUAAAAGGUUCCACAUUCCGACGCAAGGCCUCGAAGGCAGAAAGACAGAAGGCGAGUCCCACAUAUAAGGAUCUCGAUUUUCAAGAGCAUCAUCCUAACGGUAUAUUCCUCGAGACGGACAAAUAUAAUGCGCUGAUGAAGACCAUCCAGCGCGACUGCAUGGUACUAGAGAGUUUCCAAAUAAUGGACUAUUCCCUGCUGGUGGGCAUUCACAAUUUGGAUCGUGCAGCCCAGGAAAAGCGUGAGGAGCGCAUUUUGAAUGCACGUGCCAAGUUGCAACGCAAGGAUGCCAAUGCGCAAGUGGUCGACGAUGCGCCGGAAGCGGAUCAGACACCGUUUAAUACCCAACAGCUACCCACAGUGGCAUCCACGGGCUCAUUGGUUGCUGGCGCAGGUGCAGGAGCCAGCACAUCAGGCGCAGCUCUGAACCGCACUCGGAGCAUGAAUCGUCAGCGCCUGGUAGCCCACUCCACAGCCAUGGAAUCUAUAACUGCUGACAUGGAUGUAACUCUAGAGGAAGAUGAGGAUGUACCUGCUGGCGGUAUUCCGGCUCGCUCGGCAGAUGACGAGAGACUAAUUCUCUAUAUCGGCAUAAUUGAUAUAUUGCAAUCUUAUCGCCUGGAGAAGAAACUGGAGCACACAUUCAAGAGCAUUCUCUAUAAUGGCGAUACAGUCUCUGUGUGUCGGCCCUCCUUUUACGCGAAGCGUUUCCAAGAGGCCAUGGCCAAGCAAGUCUUCAAGAAGACGCCCACAUUUCCGCUUAAGCAUUCCCCGUCAAAGCGUAAGACGUCAGCCAAUUCCAACGUAAUGCGCUCGACGCCCCAACGUACGCCUUCACAGUCAAACGCCCAGCGACCGCCCACGCUCACAAUGCUCUCGGGAAUGUCCACACCGCCGCCGGCUUUUGAUGACAUCUCCGAGGAGGACAUUACGGCGGCCUCCACCACAACGCUGCAACAACAACAGCAUCGCUAUAACAACAACAAUGAUAAUAGUUUGCCCAGCAGCAACACCAACAACAAGAGCAAUUCAAGCAGUUCCGUUCCAGAACCCAACAGUCCAAACGGAGGUGCAGGAAUCGAGCGGAUCUACACGCCCCAAUAUUCCUAUAGUAGUUCAGUGAGGAGUAGCGCCCUAACGAGCGACUACAGCGACGAUGAGUCUGGCAGCUACAGCGUGUCUGGUAUCGCCACAGGUGCCCGAUCCCCCCUAUCGUCACGCGUACCGAGACUCACGAAAACGAACGUGCAGGUCACGACUAUUGGGUGUGCGGACGAUGAGUCCAAGGAUGCGGUGGCGAAGGCGCAACCUGAUGCAAACGGAACGACACCAAGCAGCAACAAUCUCACCACAUCUACCAAGACGACCGUCAUUAAGGCGGCGGUGCAGAGUUACACCUCAACGCUGGUGCUUAACGAUGUACCACGUUGAUUAAAUUAUAUAUGUAUAUAUAUGUAUGUAGCUGUACAUGUAGCAACAACAAAUUGGUGCUGGCUUUCACUACCCCCCUAGCAUUCAGUGCUCCAAAACUGCCCCAUUCAAUGCUAUAGACUUGACGCAGCUUGAUGUAUCUGCUAAGGUUGUGCGAUCCGGAACUAGUUCGGCCCUCUGGUUCAUUUAGUUAAAUUCAUUGAGAAAAAUAACAUUUAUAAAGAAAAUAUUCGAGAUAGGAUGUAGAAAUAAAACUCACCCUUUCAAAACUAUUAUAUCCCAGAUCAGCGCAACAAAAUUUAGUUCUACAAAUCACUAAACUGUAGCCUUUCAAUAGAAAAUUUGAAAGUCUAUUACGAAUUUCGUGUUUCUUGGAACUUGUUCCAUUCUUUCAUAUAUAUAUAUAAUAUGGAAUACAUUUCUAACGGGUACAGCAUAACUUUUGUUUCUACUUGGUGGCGUAUACGUAACGUCGCGCUCGUUUAUCUUGAUUAAGCACACUCCCACAAAGAAAACCCAAAAACGAAUAUUCGAUAUUAAAAUUUAUGUGGCGCGGUUUGUUAAUUGCACGCACACACACACACAUACGUAAAGCUAAUCGAACAGUCUCACACUCGUCAGGACGUAACUGAAAUGUUCAAGAAAUUAUUACUGCGAAUGGCGGUGCUUAUUAAAAUUUAUAAUUACAUCCCUUGUGGACUUUACUGAUAGAUUGAUUUUGUCUUUGUUUCAUAUUUCGUUGUUGGCAUGUCUAUUGUCCUUCGUAAUUUUUGUUUUGUGAAUCGUUGGCAAUUGACUUUCAAAAUGUGGCCUUUGGAAAUAUGCAUAAAUGUUUGUGCAAAAGAAUAUUUUAUAAGUAGUAUUUAAUUGAAAUGUGGAAAAUGAAUGUUCAAGCGAAAACGUGUCUGUGUUUUGUACAAAGGAAUAUCAGGACAAAUAAUGUAUAGUAUUAUUUCGAACAUGCUUUAAAACCUAACCUCCCUGAACCUUAGCAUAUUUAUUAAUUUGCUUUAAUACAAAAGAAUAUUAUUUGCAUUUGUUGUGCGUGGCAUGUUAAU